GUCCUCACCUCUAUCAAACAGCUGACCACCAGAAACUGCAUUGUUUUUGGAAAAUUGGAAAACUACUCCAUCGGUCAAAUGGACACGGAAAAGCCCUCUACUAGCGCUGCUGCAGCCGCUGCAUGUGCUCCAAUAGUGCAGGACCAGAAUCCUCCGCUCCUGGACUCGCCACUCCAUGGACCAACGCUCUCCAGCAGUUCCAGCUUCGAGGCUUUGGCGCGCCACGACGACCCAAACCUCCGCCGAUUGGCGACACAAAUGUUUCAGAAAACAGAGGAGUACAUUACGAACGAACUGAACGCUCCCCUGGAGGACUACAGGCUGUUGGAGGAGAUGAACAAGGCUACCAUAGCCAAGUACAAGGACAUGCGUCAAAUUGCAGAGAACCUGAAUGCCUCUACUAGUGAUCUGAGCCUCAAGUUCCAGCAGCUGGCGCCGCUAAUGCAGCAGAUCGAUGAGAUAUCCGAUACGGUGGACAAACUAGAGGCGGCAGCCUACAAGUUAGACGCAUACAGCAUAGCACUGGAGAACCGCGUCAAGUGUGUGCUCCAACGCAAGGCGGGCACGGGCACACAUGCGACACAAUAAAGGCUUACAGUAUACUUUUUACAAUAGACUUUAUGUUAUUAACCAAGUAAUAGUUUAAAUAUAAUCGCAAUUAUGUUAAGAAAUAUCAGGGGAACUGCAAUAAGAAAGAGAUGGUUUUAUUAUU
Messenger RNA from Drosophila obscura, 712 nucleotides. It is a transcript of the gene Blos2, whose product is annotated as biogenesis of lysosome-related organelles complex 1 subunit 2. The record is from RefSeq and is a predicted model, not a curated record. NCBI's taxonomy places the organism in Eukaryota, Metazoa, Arthropoda, Insecta, Diptera, Drosophilidae. The coding region runs from base 79 to 588 and encodes 169 amino acids. Gene Ontology annotation, biological process: lysosome localization; endosomal transport. Gene Ontology annotation, cellular component: BORC complex; gamma-tubulin complex; BLOC-1 complex. Gene Ontology annotation, molecular function: gamma-tubulin binding. The transcript has a single exon.